This is a messenger RNA of Daphnia magna, 4903 nucleotides long. RefSeq lists its product as uncharacterized. Gene Ontology annotation, molecular function: protein binding; cytoskeletal adaptor activity. Gene Ontology annotation, cellular component: apical cortex. Bases 889 to 4515 code for a protein of 1208 amino acids. NCBI's taxonomy places the organism in Eukaryota, Metazoa, Arthropoda, Branchiopoda, Diplostraca, Daphniidae. The transcript has 11 exons. The record is from RefSeq and is a predicted model, not a curated record. Gene Ontology annotation, biological process: asymmetric cell division; regulation of asymmetric cell division; apical protein localization.
CCCGACAGCGUCCCAGUCGCACGUCAUGUCUAUUGCGUUCUUUUAGCCAACUUCCCCCCACUCUGUUAGGGCCCCCCUCCCCCCUAUAAUAUAUUUCCAUCUAUUUCGGGGUAGUGUGCGUUUGUGUGUGUGUGCGAGUGUGUCUAUAGCUUUUUUUUUUUCCUUUUUUUUCUUUUUUUCUCACUUUUUCCGUCUGUACACAUUUUUCUAUUCGUGGGUGUGUAUUGUACCCAGCCUCCUGACUCGUUGUCCCACCUGGUUCCAACUGUUUUGAAUCGACCGUUUCCAAAGUCGAGAGGAUUUGCUGACAAAUUUCGACAACUCUUGUGCUGAAACGUUUGAAAUCCAGUUAAAAAGUGAGGUCUUGAUUGACAAAUUAUCGGGGUCAUAACGAAAGAGCCAGGAUUAUAUUGAAAAAAUUCAAAAAAAAAAAUCAAAACAAAAGCGAAAACAAACAUAUCAUUUGGAAAAGGAACUGAACGCAUUUACAGGCUCGUCAGUGCGCGUGUGACAUUUACAAUUGGUUCGAGUUCGUUUUGAUUAGACGUAGUCUAACCAGCAAUCCGGAAUCGAGCACCACGUUGCAUCGCGGCUUGUUUGGGGAAAACGGACUGGGCUCGUUAAUUCAAUCAACACGUCGGAGAAGAAACCAGUCCAAUAAUUGCACGGCUGGCGAACCGAGUGUCUUCGAACAACAAGCAAGCUUGACGCCAAUCGAAAGUUUACCAUUUGACAAGGUGUAUCGCCUUCGCCGUCCUUUAUUAAUAAUUCAAUCAAGAAAAGCCAAAAAAACGCGGACAGCUGGCAGCCGUUUCGAUCUACAGCGCCGUUUUUGUUGUUGUUUUGUUCCAAAACCCAUAGCCGUUCAUUUUAAGAAAAGAAGGAACAAUGGCAGCUUUCAUAUUGUCACCUGAACGGUGGAGGGAAUUGUCAGCGGCUUCGUCGCCCGUCGCGGCCGUCGCUGACGGCCAACAGCAAACGCCUCAAGCCGUUGGAGCGGGCAUUCGUCGACGUAUCAGUCGGGUCUUUUACGAGGCUCAUCAUACUCCAGUAUCCUCGCCAGUGGCUUUAAAUUUGCAUCAUCACUUAGCGGCCGGAGGUGUCGGAUUGGCUGAUGCGAUGGACGUGGCCGAAGACGAAGACUUGGCCGCAGCUGCUGGUGUCAUCGCGGCUCACGUUGAACGUUUCCUGCCGCAACGGAGAUCGCCCGGACAGAGGAGCCAAGAUUCCGGUUUCUCUGGUUACUCUGGCGAUUCGGCCAGCGAAGGGUCGGCCGCCUCUAGCACGAACUCCCCAGUUCCGGCGGCGUCCGGUAGCAGCAACGUGUCGCCGGCCACCAGCGCCGGUAAGCGUUCGCCUUUAUCCGAUCCGGAAGCGAUCGAACGCGCCUUACUAGCCGAACCUGUCGCUCCCAGAGUGCUGGAAACGGACCUGGACGCUGCCACGCCGGCCAGGUUACACGUCAGCCGCAUUUACAUUCAGGGAACGAGCGCGACCGAAUCUACGGCCGCCGUUGCUAAUUUGAAUUUGCGCGACGUCCUCUGCGAAAAGAAUAUUCAGCCGGUCAACCUGUCGGGCAGUCGGGAAUCGUCGUCGACGUCGCCCGAUAAGUGCGUCGGAGACAAGAGUCCCAUCAGCGUCGUGCUGGCCAACAAUCAGACGACGGCGACUUGCAUUCACAGCCGCAACAACAACAAUUACAAUCACGAAGCGGACCGUUCUGGCGAUAGCCAAACGGCAUUGCUGCUGGAACACAAGAGCAUCGUGCCGCCUUCGUCCAUGCGGCCGAAUCUGAGCUGGAAGAAAUUGAGCGAAUCAUUCCGGAGGGUCAUCAGUUCGGGCCGGAUGAUGACGGCAUCGUCGGCGGCAACGUCGCAAAGCUGUCUGCCUACCGUGGCCGACCUUGACGAGUCGUUCACCGACGAAGAGAAGAGUCGCAUGUUGCUGCUGGGCAAGCGCACCAACUUGCGCCGCAUCAAAGCGGACAACGAGCAUCAACAGCAGCAGCUGAACGGCGACAAGGACGAGGAGGAAGAAGAGGAAGGAAGGAAUGGCACGAACCGCGUGACAAUAAUGGCCGAAAGUCCUCAACCGACCAGCCGCUAUUUGAGCGGACCGAGGAGUUCCACGCCGCGCAAAACGCUUCCGGCAGAGGGACGCAACCACCGGCGGACGGCAGUGGCGGUGGCUUCGAGCGCCGCUUCCACCGCCAACGCCAACCAAAUCAACAACAACAAACAGCGCCAGUGCUCCCGUUUGAAUGAGGAACGGCCGCGAGUUCACUGGGCCGACAUCGACAACCACCCAGUUGUCAAUAGCAACGAGAACUUGGCUGACGGCCGCCGCAAGCAACCGCAAGCGAGACCAGUCAAUGGCCAUCUGGCCACCGUCGUGACCUCGUCGUGGCCGGAUAAUAGCACGUGGGACUCGGACACGCCGUCGCUGGAAAUCGGCCACCAGGUCAUCCAGAGCCACCCGCCUACCGUGACACCUCAGCUCGUGCAUCAGCCGGCCAGCGGUCCGCUUCCGGUGGAGCAGAAGAAAAUCAGACGCGGACUUCGGAUGGGCGUCGGCGUCGAUCGUUCGCUCAACUGCACAGCGCACGUUCGCAAGCCGAUUCAACCUCAGCCGGUCGUGGCUCCAUUGGUCAACUUCCACCCCCAACCGAUGAUCAUUCCGGCUCCGGCGGAAUUCCGUUCCAUCCUUCCUCAUCAGCAGCAGCAGCCAUCCCCAACCGGCCUCAGGUGGAGCCCCGUCGAGGCCUGGCUCAAAGACUUGCCCAUGUUUUAUCAGCCGGAGUCAACUUGCGCCCUUCAGAACAAGGCCAUCCAGCAACAGCAGCUGAAAGAAGAGCAACAACAACAACAGCGGCGCAGUUCAUCAGCCAGCUGGAUGACGGACGACAGCUCAAGCAGCGCUGAUGGCAGCAGCCAACUCUUGUCGCUACACCACCAAUCGGACGACGAGGAUCGCACGUACAGCAUGACGGUCACGGCCCGUGCCCAGGUGAGGCGGCUGCAGCGCCGCGCUCACCUCAUCUCUACCGAAUUCGCUCAACUUUGCUCAUUCAUCGAACUCUACGAGGAAUCGAAAUUGGCUUCUUUGAUUCCGCUCUUCCUUGCUCACGUUAUCCAAUUCAUCCGCGAAGCGGAAUUGGCAGUGCUGAGCGAUCCCUGCGGCGAAAUGGAAAGCAAGCGGACGGAGGGCAGCGAAGAAUUGAUCCAGUCGCUCCGACAGACGUGCACUCAACUCGUGCAAAUCGUCACUUUCAGCGCCCGUCCACUUUACAUGAUGACGUCAGAGCCGUCGCUGAUGUUGGAUGCUGGCAUCGAAUCAGUCCCGCUGCCCUUGCCCGUCAACUGGAGUCUGGCCCGUCAGAUAACGGCCAAACUUGGCCAAGUCUUUGUUUCCAUCGUCGACACCUUUGUCGGAAGAGAAAUCGAGGUGUUGACGGCAGCACUGAAGAGCGGUAAGUGCGUGUCGGCUGCCAAACUAGCCGCCAAUUCGCUCAUGUCUCUGGGAUCGGAUGCAGCCAGACCUGCUCUUCGGCCUCUUAUCGAAGCGUUCCAGGUGGUCCACUUGCGGCCCGUACGCGCUGACCUGCUGCGAGCUCUCGCUGCCCUCUGCUCUUCGGCAGACAUUAUACAAGAAUUCGAAACGUGCGCAGGUUUGACAGUGGUCUUCGACAUUCUUUGCAACCCACGCAGUCAGGCAGACUGCGAGGAGAAAUCUGAAGCGGCUGGUCUGCUAGCUCAAAUCACAUCUCCAUGGCUGGAUCCACCCAUGGAUGACGCUCAAGCCGGAAUGUGUGGCACCAACGGAGAUUUGCAACCCAAUCCCAAUGGUGCAUGGCCAACUCUUCAUCUAACGCCUUACAUUUCGUCGUUCAUAGCUGCCUUGACUGAGCUGAGCAGCCAAACGGAGACAGAAGAGACGCUGCUCUUGUCGACGGCCGCUUUGGCUAAUUUGACUUUCAGUCACUCGGAAGCCGUCCAGCUCAUGACAAAAUAUCGUACAGCUCAAGUCCUAGUCCAGGCUACCAGUUUCCGCAAAGAACUGUCCGUCUUCAUUCAAGAUCAGAUUGCUACAAUCCUGGCCAACAUGGCGGCCGUCUAUUCUGCUAGAGCAGAGUUGGUGUCACACGGCGCCCUCGUCACACUGGUCAGUUUCCUGCAAUUGAGGCCGUCUCCGAUGCAACGUCCGGCUGAAGUCACAGCCUCUGAAAGAGUGCUGAAAAAGUCGGCCAUCGCUCUCUCACGGGUGUGCGGUGAGGAGAAUGCCGCCCGUCAGAUCGUCGAUUUGGAGGGCAUUGAACGACUGGCUCAACUGGUUCGAGAUCCUCGUGAGAGGAAUUAUUCGGACGGAGUAUUGGUCGCCUGUUUGGCUGCUUUGCAUAAAAUAGCCACAGCGUGCGGAACGGAGGAAGUGGAUCGUCGUGGCGCCUCCGACUUGAUUGAAAAUCGACUCCUCGACGUGUUUCUCGAAUAUUCAUCGCGACCAGAGAGCUACGUCUGAUGGAGAUUUCCUUUCGUUUUUGAAUAUAUUUGGAAGAGUUUUUGUUGUGCCCACUUAGUCUGUUUUGUCUUGUCUUGUUUUGUCUCUGCUUCGCGAAGAGACGAACGAAGCAGAGAGACAACACGAUACAAGAAAAUGUGUGAGAUUCGUCCUUCUUUCCUCUGUCCGAUUUCGUAAAAUUAUCGAAUCAUUCCAAAAAGUCGCAUAUAUAUCAGCAUAUAAAUGAAAAAAUUUCUACAUUUUACAAACUCCCAAUUCUAUUUCUUUUAAAGUCGUAGCAAGAUACAUUGUAAAGCGCUUGGAUUUUCUAUUAUUUGUGACACAAGAAAUUCUACUGUUGUACAUUGCAACUCCUCCCCUCCUCAAAAAGAAUACAUUUUGAACAAUC